Molecule: messenger RNA, 5427 nt
Organism: Peronospora matthiolae
Lineage: Eukaryota; Oomycota; Peronosporomycetes; Peronosporales; Peronosporaceae
Source: the annotation of a GenBank genome assembly
AUGAGUGCACAAGCCACGCGACUCGAGAGUCUCUUCCUGCUUGUACGAGAUGGAAGCAGCGCACAGGUCCGUGAAAACGCGGCCGAGAAAUUGGGCGAAGUGGCCGCGCGCUCUCCCGAGAUCUGCGCAUCUAUUUUGCAAAAGCUAAGGCCGCUGAUUGUCGACGAUGAGUGGGAAAUCCGCGUGGCGGCUUCCAAGUGCCUCAACGUCGUGGCUCGUUCCUUGCGGACUGAGGACGAGAACGUCGCGACUGUUUUUGCGCUUGUCUCCCUUGGAAGUCGUGAAGCUUUGCUGGUAGCGCUUGAUUUGCAGACGGUGGACGUUUACAAGGUCGUGAAAGAAGGGGCACCACUUUUGCGAAGUGGGGGAGAGGAGUACCAAUACACGACGAAUAUGACGGAAGAAGUGCGACGAGUACAAGCAAUAAAGCAACGCCGUCUGCUGUUACGACGUCUAAGUGGAAUAGGCGAACCAAUUUGGAAUUCGCGCGAGGGUUCGCUGACAAAACAGCUGCUUCCUCGACUAAAUCAAGCCUAUACCCACGAAAUUGCAGAUGAUAUAGAAAAGAGUGAAGCACAGUCUGCAGUUGGUAGUGAGCACAACGUACCUGCCGUCCAAGAAAAUAAAGCGAGUGAGAUCAUGUUGGCUUUUCGAAGCUCUAAGCGCUCCUCAGAAAGUGAUGAUUUGCGUCACAACAAAAAGCGGAUCUUAGGUGAAACUGACGGUAAAGCUGCAAGACUGGGUACAGAAUCUACCGACAAAAAACAGUUGAGCAGCCUGCUUCAGGAAGCAGAGAUGCAGACGAAGACGACAAUUGUAGCGUGUUUGGUCUCUGAUCUGUUCGAAAGCAUGUUCGAUUCGAAAUGGGAAGUUCGUCAUGGUGCACUCUUGUCAUUGCGGCAGAUUUUCAUUUCGACUCAUUUCACUGCCGCCAUUGAAGCAGCUCGGCAAGCACAAGUCAGCACCGGCACACGGGAAAGUGUACUUGACAAGUGGCUGGAAGAGUGCUUAGUUCGGUGCAUUUGCGUAUUAGCGCUGGACCGGUUUGUGGACUAUUCGGCCGACGGAUCCAUCUCUCCUGUUCGUGAAGUUUGUGCACAAGUUUUUGGACUUUUACUCGGCAGUGUGUCUGGCAAAAGCAUGCUUGUUCGAUACCUGCAAGUAGUGCGAACGUUAUUCAGUGGUUUGACGUGGCAUGCUUGUCAUGGUGCUUUGUUGGGGUUGAAGUAUCUUGUCCGAGCUCAUUGCAAUCAUGGUCUAGUGCUGGUUCCUUUGUUUUUCAACGAUAUCGUGACGGUUUUUUCUCAAGCUGAAACAGAGGAAGAUGUGUCGAUUCUAGCUGCAGACAUGAUCAGGGAUUUUGUCUUUUACUUGGAUCAGGUCGAGCCGGCAGCCAUCACAAAGACUGCUACGCUGUUGUGGAAAUCCAUGGAGCUUCACGAGAAAGUCGGUUUAAUUGGUAUCAGCGUAGUUCAAGCAUUAAGCGCGUGGUAUAAUCAUUCCCCAGUGGCAUGGCUCUUGCAGCGUGACAAAGGAGUCAAUGAAGCUCUUUGGCAAAAUCUAUCGUAUACAAUUCCAAUGCUGCAUCACCCCUUACAGUCCGUUCGGGUAUCCAGUGCAACGUGCGCAGCGGCUAUUCUGUCAUGUGGGUCUACUUCCAUGAACCCAAACGUAGUCUGCUUUGGUCGAGCCUUUUUGCCGCAUUUGCUACUUCAAGUGCGUUUGGAGAAACAUGAGCCUGUUCAACGAAGCCUGCUUUCUACGUGGAAACGAGUAGUAAGCACGUUGUCGAAUGGUGCGCUGCUUGUGGACGUCGUGGCUGAAUAUCUUCCGAUUUGGGCCAAGCUAUUAUGGUCCACAGAUGAAAUGCAUUGUCUCGACGCUAAAGUGAUUAAAUCGGAUGGAAUGAUGAUCGAUGCUAAUGUAAGCGAUUCGAUAGAGCAAGCCGUCUGGGAGAGCAUGACCUCCUGUGUGGCAUUUGCUAAGGCAAUCGGUUUGGUUGCUGCUCAUAUGCCUUAUGAUAACUCGUGCACAACUGAGCUAAUCCAGCUAUUCCACGAUGGUGUACGCAGUAGAUCUGGUAAUCUGCAGUGCAGUGUUCUUCUUGCCUUAUCAAACUGGGGCAUCUACGAGAAGAAAAUGAGUCGCAAAAACUUGGGAGAACACUCACGACGUUUGCAGUGGUUGCAGUCCGCGGUUGGAACGCUGAUUGAAUCGUUUGUGAAAUGUCAAUGGAAAACACUUCAGUUAGAUACACAAAAUGAGGCGGAAUCAGCCAUAUACAGUGAACAGCGUGGAUCCCUGAAGCGAGUCAUGCAGAUGGAAGCUCGAAUUGUUGAUCUAUUUUCGUCUGUGGGCAUUGCGCUUAAGCCUUCGAAAAUAUCGGGCUUGUCAUCGACAGCAGACAUUUCGCGCCAGAUCGCCGAGCAUGUUGCUCUUUUUCCCUACGACAAGUUGCGCAACCACCCAAAAGAAUACGAACAAGCCCAUUUCAAGCGACAGGAUCUUUUUCUGGUGGAUGAACGUGUGCAGCACAGUUUUUCUCGGUUGUAUCACCGUGUACAAGGCCUUGGCAGUACCGCUUACUACGCGAUACUGCCGACACCUAAAAAGUGCGGCUUCCUCGUCUCAGCACUGAUGACCUCGAUCAAAAAUGAAGACGAACCAGCCAUCCGCUCUAUUUUGUCACGAACGAUAGCAGAUUUUGUGGUGAACAAUGCAACAACUCAAAAAAAGUGUGUCUCAAAGAUAGUCGUUAACUUAUGCAACAACGCUGUGGCGUUGGUAGGCGUAUCGGACGUGUGUCCGGAUGGCGUAUUUACCUACACUGGUUGUGAGGAUAGCCGCAGUCCGUCGAUUGCUCCUGAAAUUCUCAAACAGACGAAGGCUCGGGUUGUUGGAGCUAAUAGUGCGCUGCGUGAAAUUUGCAAGUGUGGUGGCGCUUCUCUUUUCGAAGCGUGUCAUGCCCUGGAGGAUGCCAUUUCCAAGGCUUGGACUCAUCUACCUCUUGAUGAGCUUACUAUUCAACGGUGUAUGCGCUUGAUCGGUAUAGUGGUGCCUCACCUUGAAGGGAACGCGAUGGCUACAUGCUUGGCGUGGAUUGGGCAUCUUGCACAAUUAACGCAGCAGCAGUAUGAAGAUAAGCUGACACGGCGUGUUGUGGCUCAGGCUGUUGCUACAAUCAGCAAGUAUGCGGAAAAGCGUCAUCGUACAGACGCGAUGCUGUCUGUAUACAGCUCUAUUUUCGUGGUCUUUUCUAACACAGGCAAUGCCAACGCCCGAAGAAAAGAAGCAUUGGAAGGCGCAGUUAUGGUACUCAGCUGCAUCGUUCAAGCCCUUGGAGCAGAUUUGGCGCCGUACGUACCAAGCCUCGUUCAUUUUGCGAUGAAGACCAUGAGUUCACAGUUUGAACACGUUCGCUCGUGCGCUGCCGGGGCAUUUGCCGAUUUGGUUCCGUUGAUUCCUCUUCAAAUGGACCUUGAGCUUCGGGAGUCUGAGCAGCUACUUCCCGACUCGCUGAGAACGAUCGUAAAGCAAAAUGCCGUUUCACGUACCUUUCUGGACAGUUUUGCAGAGGGUAAGGCAAUUGAGCAGACCAAUGUUAAACCUUUGCUAGCUUGCGAUACGUCAUUGCGCUUGUACCAGCAACAUGGCGUCGAUUGGCUUUGCUUCAUGAUAAAGAACAAUCUUCAUGGGAUUCUCGCUGAUGAUAUGGGUCUCGGUAAGACGUUGCAAACACUGUCAGCCAUGGCUGCUACGUCAGUGUCCUCAGCCACAAAUGGAGGCGAGGUUACCGUGAUGCCUUACCUUAUUGUUUGUCCUCCGAUCGUCACUCAUCACUGGAUACAAGAAGUCAACAAACAUGUCCCGGAGUUCUUCGCAUCCAUCAUCGACUACUCAGUCUCUGCGAGCGAACGAAAGUCUUUGCUCCGAAGUGAUGGGAGGUCAUUGUCGGACCGCUGUCCGACAUUGAUCGUAACAACGUACUCUAUAUUGCGCGCAGAUAUCCAGCUCCUGGGAAGUAUUGAUUACGCUUUCGUGGUAUUGGACGAAGCGCAUUUGAUUCGAAAUCCAUCCACAGCUCUGUUUCAAGCAGUGCGUAAGCUUCAGGCGUCGCAUCGUGUUGCCUUGAGCGGAACGCCAUUGCAGAAUAACGUCACCGAUUUGUGGGCUCUCUUUGAGUUUUUGAUGCCCGGGUACUUGGGCGACUUUGCUGCGUUUCGCCGCGAGUUUGUCCUCCCUAUCACAAAGUCAGCACAACGAAACGCAACGACAAAGCAAAAGGAAAUGGCAGCCGUAGCUAUUGCGCGGUUACAUCAGAAGGUGUUACCGUUUAUUUUACGACGGACGAAGGACGAGGUGCUGAAAGAGCUUCCUCCGAAGAUCAUAUCGAAUGUCCUUUUACCCCUGUCACCAUUGCAACAGCGCCUGUAUUCGCUGACAUCGUCGACAGAAAGUGAGAGCAUGAUUUCAGCGAGAUGUUCUCGAUCUACUAAGCCUAGAGCUGAAAAGAUGGAGACAAAGAUUAACGUGUUGGCGAAUUUACAGCUACUGCGCAAAAUAUGUGUCCACCCAGCGCUUGUUGCAAACGACAAAGUUGCUAGGUCUCUUAACGCAACAGAGAAGGAAACUCUUUGGGACUGGAAGUGCUCAGGGAAAAUGAUGGGGUUGCGCGACCUUUUGGUCGAGUGCUGCGAUGUCGCGCCGUGGGAUCAAGGACUUUCACAGAGCGGUACUUCUGACACCCGCAAUCUGGAAGCCAGCGAGGUUUCCCCUCAUCGGUGUCUUGUGUUUGCUCAUUUGCAGCAGACACUGGACUUCACUGAGCAAAUGCUGCAAGAUGCAUUGCCUACAGUCACGUACCGUCGUCUCGAUGGACGAACGCCACCUGCAAAGCGUGCCGAUAUCGUACAGUGCUUCAACUCUGAUCCAUCAAUUGACAUAUUGCUAUUGACCACGUCGGUAGGUGGAUUAGGACUAACACUUACCGGCGCCGACACGGUUAUUUUCAUCGAGCACUCAUGGAACCCCUUUGUUGAUUUGCAAGCCAUGGAUCGUGCCCAUCGCAUCGGUCAAAAGCGGUCCGUUCGUGUUUUUCGAUUGAUUAUGGAGGGAUCUCUCGAAGAGCACAUCGUCAAUCUCCAAGAGUUUAAAGAACAAGUUGCAGCUACGGUAGUGCAGACGAGUGAUGCUCGCAGUAGCAUGAACACGAGCACGAAAGGUGUUCUGAAUUUAUUGCGAGCUUCAUCGUCGGCGAUGGUUGCUAAAGAGCUUCGUAGGUCAGUUUCAACGAGGAAAUCUGGAGAAAUUGAUCGCGCAGCUGCUGCUCUUCCACAAGGCGCCAAAGAACUUAUUGACCAGAUUGGUGAGCUAUGGGAUGAGUCACAGUACGAAUCUUUAGCUUUUCCUGAUGUGAUAUGUGAGUAA